Chara braunii is the source of this 4709-nucleotide messenger RNA. NCBI's taxonomy places the organism in Eukaryota, Viridiplantae, Streptophyta, Charophyceae, Charales, Characeae. The record is from the annotation of a GenBank genome assembly.
UCUAGCAGGCUAUGAUGAGAGUCAAGGGGAUCUUAUUUACAAGGUUUAAACCAUCUCGGUUUGAACCUCGGUCAACCUAAAGUUGUGACUGUGGUGGACAAGAAGGAAGGCUAUGCUUUUGAGCUGCUGUUACUUGGGCUCAUGCUAACACCCUGCCUGCGACCGCCGACCAGUUCAAUUCUUAUGCGAUGAAAAAUUCAGAACUCUCUGUCACCGUUUCCAAUGGGUGUUUAAGAUUAUCCCUGUCGGCCAAGAAGGUCUGCUGCAGGUGAUUCCAUAAUAUGAUGGCCAUCCAUUUGCCUCCGAAUUCUCUUUACAGAGACUUCAUUUGUCAUUCAACGAGAGCUUCCAGCUGCCGCCCUGGGAGAAGCAUUCACGAGAUUGCGAUGGGUCUUCUUGAGCACUGUGGAGUUGCAGCUCGCACAAGCUGUGCUGCAUCGCAGAGUUCGGGCCAUUGGCAUGUACCCCUCCCGGUGUGUCCUGGAAUCGAACGGCGGUGCAUGCUUCAGUUUGAGGGAGGCAAGCCAGGGAGAUGUUUGGAUGCCGGCCCAAGAACAUGGUCAUGCAAGGAUACCAUGAGCAAGUGCGCUGCGGACCGCCUGCAUGCCGUGUAUCUGCUACAGACACGGCGUUGCCAUUAUACCAUGGUGCCACCAUAUCGUAGAGCGGACUCGACAGAUCGCACUUUGGCAAGUGGAGUACGAGCAUGGAACACAGGAGGGUUUCCGAGAACAUGGCGUACAGGUCAUCGGCUGCUGCACGACACACAGUAUAUUCCGCCUGGAAUGUCGGUCUCUCACUGCUUCCCUGGGCCAGAUAACAGGGAAAGUGAACAGGAGGCUUCGCCGCCGGCCAUCAAAGAGUUGAUUGACGACAUCGCCGACGGCAAAAUCAAGGUGGAGGGCUGGAAAGUGCUGCUUAAAGCGACCGGGGAGGAGGUUGGCAAUGUUGCUGAGGUGUUUGACAGUGCCGCUCGGGGGGUGAAGGGCAACACAAAGGGCAUGUUAAGUAACCCCACCUUGCGGGUUCAGGCCUCUUUGUAUCGAACACCUCACUACGAUCAGGCCACCGAUGUGAUCUCCUUGGCGUCUCAACAAAAAGAGCAAACAAAGCCGAUUGAUGACGGCAGUGGUGAAGCAAUAGGCAAAGAAGAGGCUGAGGGUGAUGAGUGGGAGCAAGAGACAGCCGAUGACGAUAGUGUGUUUGAUUGGGAAACAAACUCUGAUGAUGAUGCUGGCUCUGAAGGGGCAACAGCACGCCAGAAUGUGUUUUGUGUGGAAGCAGACAGUGAAUGUGCCAGCAGGGGGGACUGGGAUCGCGUUUGCAGUCAUCGUAACAGUCCAGUGUCGUCGUCCUCUUUCCAAAAUUCUCCUGCGGUUUCACCACCGACGAAUCAGGUGAACUGGAGGGAUUCCACGAAGGAUACAGCCGCUUCUCUUCCCCGUAUGGUUGAUGCACGUAAUGUAGACUCAGCUGAUGACCAGGUGCAGUUCCUCAUCCCUCUGGUGCCUGCUAUAGUCCAAGGCGUCGAUACCUCUGCAAGGCAACUCGUCAUCGAACCUCCUGAAGGUUUGUUGGAUCUGGGUGAGAUCCCGAGAAGGUUAUCCGCGUUAAGGCCUCUCCUGCUUCAGUUCUGUGCAGAACAAUCGGAAGGGGUUGAGAAAUGCCGCAAAAAGAGAAGAAUGAAAGCAAAGGGUUUUGUGGUGUGGCGUCAUGGGGCAGUCCGGACUAGCGUUCCAACUGACAACCAAGCGAGGGAGGGGUACAUGCCCACGAGGCAACAGCUGUUGGCUGCUGGGCGACAGGAUCUGGUACAGAAGAUCGCAAUGGCUGGAGGAUUUCCAGCUGUAGCGCAAGCCCUGAAUCUGCGGUCAAGGCGCCGGCCUAUUGGUUUCUGGGAGGACCUUCAGAAUCUUGAUGCCGAAAUUGAGUGGUUCAUUGCACAGAGUUGGAAGAAGCAGAAGAUGAAUGUGUCGAGCUCUGUGAAGGUUUGGUAUUACAACACGAUUACAAAGGCUGUCUCAUGGGAAAAGCCACCCCGUCCUGACGUCAGAUCUCCUUUGCCGGUGAGCAGCCACCCUGAUGAUGCUGGCACAGCUGUGAUGCCAACAGCAAAAGAUGUUCUCUCUGCAGGACGGUACGAUCUUCACAUUGCCAUCAACUUGCAUGGUGGUUAUCGUGAAGCUGGUGCGCAAUUAGGACGCCAAAAGUUGCCAUCGCCGUUGUCCAUGGCACAAGUCAUGUCGGAGAUUAGACAAUUCAUGGAUUCUGAAGGGCUUUCAGAGUUCCCUACCUCAAGGAUGCUGAAGGAGAGUGGCAGGCUGGAUCUAUGGUUAGCGGUACGGCGGUUUGGGGGGACACGUACUUUUGCCACAGCAAUGCGAGUGCGGGCUGCGCGCAAUGGUAGGCACUUUUGGGAGGACCUAGAUUCUGCGGCAGUAGCUAUCUGGCAGUACAUAACCUGCAAAGAGGAGGUAGUUCACACAUCCUCUGAGGGGACUAAUAAGCAGUCUACGCAGAAUGCGAGCCCCGAAAUGUCAGGAAAAGAGGAUGAGAGACUCUUGUCUACCCCAUACACAGCCUUCGCCUCAGAGCUCAGGAUGCCAACACUUGUAGAACUACAAGAUGCCGGCCGCUGGGAUUUGCGCUAUGCAAUAAUGAAGUUCAGUGCGGCUAGGAUCGCAGCCCGCCUAGGGUUGGAGGCAAACAGAGCCGGAAGGAAAACACAGAUUCGGAAGAGCAGCAACGUGCAUGGUGGGCACAGAGCAGGAUAUGGUUAGGGGAGUGACAUGAGUUGUCUGGUCAUGUUUGUAAAGAGGUUAGAAUUGCAGGAUGCAUGCACUUUGAGCCAAACAGACGAGGGCAUAGUGGCCUCUCAGUUUGCAGUGGAUAGAGGAGGGAGUCAUGUGCGCUGUGCUGUGUGAUCGUGUUUGAAAAGAGGAUAGAUAGAAUUGCAGCAUGCAUGCACUUCGAGCGAAACAGACGAGGGCAUAUUGGGCUCUCAAGCUGCAGUGGAGAGAGGGGGGAGUCAGGUGCACUGUGCCGUAAUGAAGCAUUGGAACAGGUAGGAUCACAACACAUCUGCUAGAGGCAAAUGGAGCUGGGAGGAAAUCAACUGGUCAGAAAGAGUGGCAGAGAGCAUGGCGGACAGAAAGAACAGGCAGUGAUUAGGAGUAAGACUUGUGCAGCACUAUUUGCGGGCUUCAAGGCAAAUAGAGCAGAGUUGGCGGAGGAAAGACGAAGGGGCUGGAGAGAAAAAACUACAUGGUGAAGUGUCCUCUGAGAGACUACGUUUGAGGACUUGAGAGUCUGUUACUCGUCCGCCCAUUUGGGGGGGAGGAGGGGGGGGAAGAGCAGAGAGAAAUGAUCAAGCCCGUAGGCUGUCAAAAAGCAUGGUGGAUGAAAAGUGGGUUGAUGGAUACGGAAGUGACUUGUGCUAUCUGGCAGUGAAGUUUGGAGAGACGACAGAAUCUCAGCACAUGUAGGCUUGGAGGCACAUCUGGGCUUUGAGGCGCGCAGAGCAGGGAGGAAGUGUACAAGCCAGAGCAGCGACAAAGAAACAUGAAAAUACAGCAGCUUUGGGAUAGGGCGAUGGGCGAUUUGAGUUAGUAGGGGAACUUCAGUAAUGACUUGGAGGGCCUUACAGGGGUUACAGCAAGUGGCACGCAUUGAGCCACCAGAUGAGGCGAGGCCUCUGUCAUGGCUACUAGCAUUAUUAACGUAUUGGACAGGGUGUAGGAAGACUGGUACCGAACAGAGUGCGCCCUCCUGCUGUGCGUAUUUGUUGUCCGGACUGGUGGUUUGAGGGUCAGAAUCAUCAGACCCUAUUGAACAUUUCCUAUCAUGAAAAAAAAUUGGCCAGAUGGGACCAGGCUUUAGAACGAAGGUCGAGAAACGUUAUAAACUAACUCAAACUCGUAAAGUCGAUGUAAUGUGCCAGGUACGUAAGAACAUGGCUGUUCGUUCAAGUGGGGACUUGUGUGGCCAACUUGUAUAAUCUCAAGACCAUGGGAGUCUUUAUCUGUGCUCCCGAUGGUUCGCUAAGUAUGUAGAUAGCCUGGUAGAUGCUUGGUGGCUGUAUGGCACAUACCUAGCAGGCUAGAGCAGUUAAUCCUCAGGUCACAGGUUUGAAUCCUCACCACCAAGUCCAGAAAGUUAGGUUCUACCCCCUUCUUUGUGAGGUACCAAGUGGGGGGAUGCAUGGGGCCUGUGUGCAACUAGAUCUGACGAUUGGUUUGCACAUGUAUACCUCUAUGCCCCUCUGACCAGUCCAAAGGUUGCUGUCAUAGUUUGUCAAUGCACAUGAGCACCAUUGGGAGAGUAGGGACAAUUGGCUGAGACAUGAGCACUAGUCCAAAGGAUGCUGUCAUAGAUAGAUGCAGGGAGUGACAGCAGCUUAGGAGUCAUCUCAUCCAUCUGCUCAUCGUCUUCUAUUCUCAUUCUCCUUGAAGAACUGAGCGGCAGAUGUGGUGUAAGUGAGGAGGAGAGGAAGUUGUUUUGCUUUAAGUUCUGCACUGUCUAUUUGCGCCUAUUGCAGCUAGUUUAGCUAACAGGGAGGGAGACAGAGCAGCAGCUCAGGAGUCGAGAAUUGCAUGAUCUCUGUGAGUAUAUCCAGUGACUGUGACCCACUCUAGCAGGAGCUUUUGCAGCUAUUUCACUUUCUCAGGCGUCUGUUAGUGUGGGCUUCUUAACGUAUGCCAGCCAUUGUA